AUGGCAUUUCAAGUAGUAGUUCUUGCAGGAGGCAGAGGCCAAAUGCUAUACCCUCUCGCAAAUCACACCCCAAAAGCCCUUCUUCCUAUUGGAAACAAGCCUAUGCUCGCUUACAUUCUUGAAACUCUUGACAGGUCUGGUGAAGAUUUCAGUCGUGGAAUCCUAAUCGCAACAAAUGAUCAAUACUACACUGAAAUUUCUGAAUUUUUAAGCAGAUAUAUUCAACUCAAUUCCAACACAUAUAACGUCAUAAACGUCCCUGAGGAAUUUCCUGGAACUCUUGGCACUCUCCGAUAUUUAUUUUCUCAGAAGCUGAUAACAUCUGAUAUUAUGGUAGUCAGCUGUGAUUUAUUAGUAGACCAUACCAUUAUUCCGGAUUUUAUAAAACAAUUUCGUAUAGAAAAUUCGUCAUUUUCUAUGCUGCUGCAUAAUGGGACUGCAGCUAAUGAAGAAAUGCAAAUUUUUGGAGUCAAUGAAAAUAGGGUCCUUACGAUUUUUGAUUGGAUCAAUAUUAGUGAUUCAGAUGGGCUUGUUUUGCCAAAAAGAUUAUUAUGCUAUGCUGAAUUAAAAGAGAAAUAAUUGUAUUAGUAAUGCCAAAUUUAUUUUUAAAUAAACUAUAGCAGUAAUUCUUAAGAGAUUAAAUUAAUAGGAAAUACAAAAAUGCCCACAAAUUGAGUUGAGAAAUGACAUGAUUUCAUCUUACUGCUAUUUAUUUAAAAAGUGACUAUUAAAUAAUAUCCUUACUAGUGAUGACGACAAAAUUGAGAUGAUGCUUGAUAUCAAAGAAGAUCUCGUCCCUUUCCUUCUCAAAAAACAAUUUUCAAGCUUAUUUUUACACCAAUUUGCGUACGAAGAAGAUAGCGACGAAGAAGAACCAGGGAAAAUCCCUAUAAAAACGUUUAAAAUCACUUUUUAUUUAUGCCCUGAAGACGCUUUUUGCAGAAGAGUCCAACUCAUCAAGCAAUAUUUAGAAACCAAUAUGCUUAAGCUCAGACCACUGGCGAAUGACGAAAAGAAAAAACAAGAAGCGAAGCCAAUCCCAAUGGUCCUUGAAAGCACAGGAAAUAACGCAAGAAAUAUAUUAAACAACUAUUACAGAGCUGGAAAGAUAACAAAUAAUAUUCCCCCAGAGAUGAAAAGUAUUUCAAAUGAUUCGAUUAUUGCUGAAAAUAUAGUGAUGGGACAAAAAUCAAGCAUUACAAAAUCAAUCAUAGGGAAAGAUGUGACUAUUGGCAAAGGAUGCAAAAUUGUGCAAAGUGUUAUUAUGGAUCAUGUGAUAAUAGAAGAUGAGUCGAAUAUUAAUAACAGCAUCAUUUGCUCUAGAGCUGUGGUAGGGAGUAAGUCUAAAGUCUUGAACUCUCAAUUAGCGCAUGGAAGUAGAACGGAGCCAGGAACAAUGCUGAAAGAAGAAAUUAGGCUUGGAUAA
This is a messenger RNA of Blepharisma stoltei, 1426 nucleotides long. The record is from the annotation of a GenBank genome assembly. Lineage: Eukaryota; Ciliophora; Heterotrichea; Heterotrichida; Blepharismidae.